UCUUAAUUAAAUAAACAUUCAAGAAAAACUCAUAUAAUUAUUUCAUAAUAAAACUUCUUUCUAGAGAAGAAGUGAGCUACACCACUCAAAUACCUACAAAUAAAUAAUUAAAAAAAAAUAACCAUGGCGAAAAAUCAAAUUUUGUUCACCUAUUCUUGCGCAAUUGUUUUCCUCUUCCUCUUCCAUGAUUGCGAAAAUACUUUAACAUUAGCUCAAUCGUCAUCACCUGCCCAAUCACCAUCGACAACACCUAAUAAGAAUCAUCGUCCUUCAUCUGAUUCCUCAGCUCAAUCUCCGGAUCAGCCAUUAGUGGAAGCCCCACCAACAGCGAAAUCCAGGAGAAAAGGACAACCUACCAACAUAACAGAAAUCCUAGAGAAAGCCGGCGGUUUCAGCAUCUUCAUUCGCCUACUAACAAGCACUGACGUCAUUAGUCCUGUCGAAAAUGAUCUCAACUCUUCCAAUACCGUCACCAUUUUGGCUCCAACCAAUGCAGGAUUCUCAGCUCUUAAGACUGGAACACUCAACACUCUCACUCCCCAACAAAAAACACAAUUGGUUCAGUUCCACAUCAUCCCAACUUUCAUAUCCCUACAGAAUUUCCAAACCCUAACAAACCCUGUUCACACUCAAGCCACUAACACUCGCGACUACCCAUUAAACAUUACUAGUACUGACGGAUCUUCUGUCAACAUAUCUACUGGAGUUGUCAACACAACCAUAUCAGGAACCAUUUAUUCCGAUAACCAACUUGCUAUUUAUCGAGUUGAUAGUGUCUUGCUUCCUAUCAAACUUUUUGCUCCUAAAAAGGUGGUGAGCUCACUGGCACCAUCUCCAGCACCCGCAAUGGCCUUAAAACCUAAAAAGAAAUCGACGGAAUCAGCUUCAUCGUCUGGAUCGCCCUCAUCCUCCUCAAAACCAUCUUUAACAUCUACAUCACCCACAUCAUCAUCAUCAUCCAAUGAUGAUGAAUCAGUCGCCACAUCAGCAGAUACAUCUGGUGCUAAACGACCAGUUGUUGUUGUUGCCACAGUCUCCAUUGGUCUUCUUGCUUUGUUCUUAUGAUACAUAUUAUCUUCCGAUCGAGAUGGUUACCUUACACUCCAACCAUAUUAAUUAACUAAAAAUAUUGUUUUUGAAUAAUAAUUAAUAAUAUGCAUGCAUGCAUGGUCUUUUCAUUUCCUUUCUUUUGUGUACGUACGUACAUGUACUAAUUAAUAUUUGAUUGAAUUUUGUGUUUUC
Messenger RNA from Cannabis sativa, 1242 nucleotides. RefSeq names its product fasciclin-like arabinogalactan protein 12. The transcript has a single exon. NCBI's taxonomy places the organism in Eukaryota, Viridiplantae, Streptophyta, Magnoliopsida, Rosales, Cannabaceae. Bases 124 to 1065 code for a protein of 313 amino acids. The record is from RefSeq and is a predicted model, not a curated record.